AUGUCCACGUGCUGUAAGACAGGCGUAGAUUAUACUCAAUAUCAAUGCUCUCCCAGCUCAACUGCUUCAGCUAUACUCACGUUGAACAGUUUCCGAAAAGGCGGUGAUGGUGGUCAUGGAGGUGCAUGCGAUGGCUCUUUUUAUCCUGACUCACAGCGCGUUGUGGCCUUGUCGACAGGAUGGUACAAUCGGGGACAACGAUGCGGUAAAGUGAUUACCAUUCGUGGAAAUGGUAAGAUGACAACAGCACUAGUCGUUGACGAAUGUGACUCAGUACAUGGAUGCGAUGCAGAACAUGCGGGACAACCUCCGUGUCGUAACAAUAUCGUUGACGGGUCACCAGCUGUCUGGACUGCACUAGGUAUAUCGAAGACCGAUCCACAAUAUGGACAGAUUAACAUUUCAUGGAGUGACUAA
Messenger RNA from Rotaria sp. Silwood2, 417 nucleotides. Lineage: Eukaryota; Metazoa; Rotifera; Eurotatoria; Philodinida; Philodinidae. The record is from the annotation of a GenBank genome assembly.